CAAAGCACUAGUGAACUGCCACUACUACGCGAUAGUCUGUGGACCAGGUGCACCAGUAGUACGUAGCUUGUGUGGAUCUCGAAAUUUCCAUCUAAUAGCGUACGUCGAUUGAACAAAGCUUAGCAUCAUCGCGUGACAAAAAAUUGGACUCAGCAUCAGGAAGCUCCAAAGUGCUCUAAUACAGAGCAGAGACAAAUAUCUUAGAAAACAUGAGCUCGGCAAUCAUAAGUGUGCCCCGAUUCCUGCUCCCGCGGGGGGCUCGGCCGUUGCGGCGCGUAUCGCAUCACGGAACCGCCCUUCGCUCAUCUGCGGUCUCGGACACGCCGGCGCAUGUGAGGUUUGGCUCUACCAUAAAGUCUCCGACCUCUGCAAAGCAGCAGCAACCCCCACGUCACACCGUUCUUGAGAAGCCCGAAAAGUUCAAUCCACCAUCACAUGGAGCCCGGUUGCCCAAGAAGGGAUACACUCCCCCUCGAACCUAUGGCGGAGACCUGUCAUCCGAGCAGAUCAAGGUCCAGAAUACCAAGGACUAUCCGGGUAUGCCGCCGCCUCAAGGCUCCAUGGCACAUCGGAUCAUCCAUAAUAGACGUCUGCACGCUUUCAUAUCCAUUGGUGUCUUGACUAUCUUGGCCAUCUAUACCUACGUCUUGAACUUCAAAAUGACCUCUCCAUACGUGGAUAUGAUCCCUCCUUGGUCCGAUUUCUUCUGGCAUCCCUUUUCGUCCAUUUAUACCGUCUUCGACGCCCUGAGGCUCACCACCCUGCACAACUCGGCCGUAGUGGCUGCCAAGAGAGAAAAGGCUAUCGACGAUGUCCUAAAGCGCAGGAAAUACCGCAAAGCGCACGGCAUCGACGAGUCGGAAGGGGUUGCUGGAUGGUUCAAGGCUGAUCCGGUGGACCCAGAAGAGCAAGAAGCACCUGCAAACGCCAACGCUGUAUCGCCUGAUCAGCAAAAGGUCGCGGAGGCUUCUCCUUCUUCAGAGGGGAAGAAAGAUAACGAGCCGAGAAAAAAGGUUUUGGGUAUCUUUUGAGAGAGGGGCGCCAGAUACAUUGCGCCUCUACUGAGUAGUACACAGUUCUGCCUACCCUGCCACCACGAGUAGCUCACUGCUCGAGCGCGUGACAAAAAUUUCUACCUGCAAGACUAUAAUCUCAUGACAGCUCUACGGCCUUCAGGGCGUCCAAGACUUCAUCAGCCACACCUCCCUUCUCUAGCACCUUUUGUACAAUAGCAUUCAUGACGGCCAACUUUGUUCCUCCUCUUGGCGGUUUCCAGACACCCUCCACUGCUUCAGUAUCUGCAUUCCGGGCCUCUGUUUGCUUUUGGGGCGCCAGACCGGGCGCGGUAUUAGUGUUGGUAGCAGCGGCAUCUAUAACCGUAUCGUCUGCUGCUCCGGAAGGCGUCAACCUUGAUGGAGGGUCGAUGACGCGGAUGGAAAGCAGGCGCAAAUUUCGGGCUCCACUGCUGAGAGGCUUCACCGCCCCCGAGUCCACCUCCAUAUCGUCGGGAGGAUUUGCUGCUCUUACUGCUGCCUCGGUGAUUGAGAUAGCGAUGGCUACGUCCGCCACCGCAAGCUCCUCCUUGGAUGGGUCGAAUAUGAUGUUGUCGCCAACAGCAGUCACAAGAAGGGUGAUCGGCGGUCGAGAGCUGGCAGCACUCUCGGCUGCCUUUUUCCGUGAGUACAGGAACGGCGAGACGUCCCAAUCGUCAUCGAAAAGAGGGUCCUCGUCGCCUUCGGAUUUGAGGCGCGGUAGCCUUGUGGCCAGCAGUGCAAGGUGCGUAGUAAGGGACAGCAAAGGUAGCGGAUAGGAGAGCGGUGGAGAUAUGAGUAUAACCUGUAAUAAAGGACCGUUCAAGUGUUAAGAGGUUUUGCACGCAUGUAUUUAUGAACUGGGACACCGAAACGUACGUCCAAGUACAGCUUCCAAUGAAAUCUGCUGUUGAUCCAAAGCUUCUUCGCAAACUCUCCGUCGGCCAGCAGAGCCUCGCUCAGCAUUUCCGACAGGAAGAUGGUGUUGGCGUCGUCAUCUCUCAGCCCGGGGAUCUCGACCGAAAGCUCGACCCAUUCUGACCGUCCCGCUCUUUGUCCAUGUUGCUGCUGCUCCGCCCCGUCAUCGUCAUCGUUGGCCGCCGUGGCCGCAGCCAGCUUUGCAGCCUCUUCCUCCUCGUGGUUGUAUGCCAGCCGCGUCUUCUCGACCUCGGCCUUGACGCCCACGAUGGCCUCGGUGCCGUCGGCAAAGCAGAUGCGCGCGCUGCCGUUGGUGCCGGGCAGGAUGCCCGUCUCGGCCGUCAAGGGUCGGAACUGCGUCGCGGUCCUACCAUCGGGCCGGAUCGGAGGGGUCAGGGAGAGGGAGUCGUGGAGAUAAGCGAGCUCGGCGGGUGACAGCAGGACGUUCUGUGAGGAGGAUGCCAUGGUGGGGGGGUUCGGUCGAUCGGUUGGUUGGGUUUGGUGUGUGUGGCUUUAUUGAUUAGAAAUCCCGCUCGUAGCAGGUGACCUCUUGGGCGCUCUUCCGCCCUUGGCUCUUUUUUUUUUCUUUUUCUUUCUCUGAGGUGCUUAUAAAUUGGCCUAAAUAGGUACGUAUCUUGCUGCUUCAUUCCAAA
Pyricularia grisea is the source of this 2602-nucleotide messenger RNA. RefSeq lists its product as uncharacterized. The coding region runs from base 210 to 1031 and encodes 273 amino acids. The record is from RefSeq and is a predicted model, not a curated record. NCBI's taxonomy places the organism in Eukaryota, Fungi, Ascomycota, Sordariomycetes, Magnaporthales, Pyriculariaceae. The transcript is spliced from 2 exons.